CGCAAAGCUCGCCGUUCCCGUCUCGAUACACCAUGCAAAUCUUCGUCAAGACGCUCACGGGCAAGACCAUCACCCUCGAGGUGGAGUCCUCGGACACGAUCGACAACGUCAAGGCUAAGAUCCAAGACAAAGAGGGGAUCCCCCCCGACCAGCAGCGCCUCAUCUUCGCGGGCAAGCAGCUCGAGGACGGCCGCACGCUCGCGGACUACAACAUCCAGAAGGAGUCCACGCUCCACCUCGUCCUCCGCCUCCGCGGCGGGCACUGCCAGGUCCCGUGCGGGAUCUUCGACGACCCCGCGAUGAUCGCAGAGCUCAAAGAAGCGUGUGCGACGAUCCGCAAGGCGAUGGCGCAGAUCACGGAGCUCUCCGCCGCGCCCCCGUCCGCGGCGAACUUCAACCAGAUGACGCGUUGGGUCAUGACGAAAGAAGAGCACUGCGGGAGGAUCAUCGCGAAGGUGUCCGAGUACUGCCUGUGCCAGAGAGUCAAGGUGGAGCUGUACAAGGACGCGGAGGAGUACAAGGAGGCGCUCAGGCUGCACCACGAGCUCAUGCAGGCGGCGAUGAAGGCGAAGCAGACCGUCGACACCGCGGGGGCGGACGCGCUGGAGCACGCGCUCUCGCACGUCGCCGCGCAGUACACGAAGGCUUGACUGGGAGGAGGCGUCGGGGCGGCGAAGUUGUGAGGCGGGAGCGAGGGCCGCGAAGACGUGCGGCGUGCGAGAGUUUUAGAGAUGUGAUGCGAUGAAGUGCGCGCGCGAGACGUCGCGCGAACGAAA
Messenger RNA from Micromonas pusilla CCMP1545, 776 nucleotides. RefSeq lists its product as uncharacterized. Gene Ontology annotation, molecular function: nickel cation binding; protein tag activity; ubiquitin protein ligase binding. Lineage: Eukaryota; Viridiplantae; Chlorophyta; Mamiellophyceae; Mamiellales; Mamiellaceae. The transcript has 2 exons. The coding region runs from base 33 to 650 and encodes 205 amino acids. The record is from RefSeq and is a predicted model, not a curated record. Gene Ontology annotation, cellular component: cytoplasm; nucleus. Gene Ontology annotation, biological process: protein ubiquitination; modification-dependent protein catabolic process.